UACCGAUGACUUUUCUUGUGCGACUCCUUUCGCUUUCUUUUCUCUCAACCCCUUAAAAAAAAAAAAACACACGAGCCGAUAAAGGGCGUAAAAGAUCUCGCUCCCAGACCUAAAAAUAUACUCUUUUUAGCUUCGGCUCGCUCCAGCGUACGAGACUUCGCGCGAAGUCGUGGCGGGAAGUUCGAAGAGCUGCCCCCCAGCGGCCUCCUCUUCGUUGCGUCGAUGGAACGGAUGGAAUCCUCAGGAGUGCAGUUACCACUAGAGAAUUCUGAGGUCCUGGAUGAAAGGUUAGGUACUUCAGCUGAUGGGUCUUUGUCAUCAAGUAGAAGUUUUAAAGGAAAUGAGAACAUUGGGAAUGACUCGGCUUUUUAUGAAAAGUUUCUCCUUGAUGAUUUGGAUUCUUACUGGGAUGAGAUAAAUAGCCGUCUCAGCAUUUCAAGAAUGGUGAGUGAUUCGGUCAUCAAAGGAAUAGUAAAUGCUGUGGUUGAAGAAGCUGCUGCAAAAAUUGCCUCGAAGGAAGCAGAGAUAGCUACCUUGAAUGAGAUGUUGCGGUCUUGUAAAUCUGAUGCAGCUCUAAGGAACAGGUUAGCACCAGUUGUGAUGUUGCCAAAGCCUUCUGCAAUCAUGAUUGAAAUUGAGAAAACAAAUUCAGAGUUGCAUCAGAUCUAUUCAGAUGCAAGUAUAUAUUCAAAUUAUGAAAAACAAUUGGGCAGCAUAAAGCUUGCAGCAGAAGAACAACUUCAUAGGCUUCAGGAAGAUCUUCAGGAUUUAAAGACCUCAAACUGUUAUGGUAGAAUAGAUGUAAGCUCCAUGGAUUCAGGAAUGUUCAGUAUACUUCCUGCGGUAAAAGCCGAUGAAAAAUUGCUCGAAAUAGAUGGACGAAUUGAUGAUCUAAAAGUAAUGCUAGCAUCAGGAUAUGAACAGAUUAAUGACAUAUUCUUCUCGAUGAAAACUUCAAUAUGGGAAAAGCAAUGGGAACAUGAAUUUCAGAAAGAAAUCAGUAAUUUCAUGAUUCAGAAUUCUAUCAGGAGUCUACAAGAUGAGUUUGAAACAAAAUUAUAUGAGCAAAGAGGACUUAUUAAUACCUUAAUCAAGAACCGGCAGGAGAAAGUUGCUGAACUUGCUACUCUGCGUGAAGAACUUGAUGAUAUUUCCAAAUCAUUGUCGAGCUCAGAAAACAACUAUGAAAGUUUUGAAGAAUGGAGUGCUGCAAAAAGAAAGGAACUAUUUUCUGGAAAAGUUUUAGGAAAUCAUCAUUUUCCGUCUCAUCCUGAGGAAAACGGAACCAUUAUGAUGGAGAAAUCUGAGGAUUCUAGUAAAGUCAUGCUGGAGGUUGCUGAAUUAUCCCAACUGAAGCACAUGACAAAGGAAGAACUAGUAUCUUACUUCAAAACUGAAAUGACCAAGAUGAGAAGACAUCAUGAAUCAGCUUUGCAAGAAAAAACAGAAGAGUUGUUCAGAUUCAAGAGGGAUUUUCUCAAGGAAAAAGGUUCAUCACCUUUCAGAAAAGAUAAGGACUGUGAACUUUUAAAGAAAAAAAUUCCAAAAGUCAUUUUGAAACUCAAUGAGAUUCUUUUGGAGAAAGAAAAGUUGCCUCCAUUCCAUGAUGAUCAUGAUGAAUUGUGCCGUUUGAAGGAAAGAAUUGAUUGCUUGUUUUCAGACAAUCAGCAUCUACGGGGUUUGCUUUUGGAUAAAAGAAAGGAGAUCAAGCAUCUUUCUUCACAGGUCUCUGAUGCGGUGAGCCAAAUUUCGCUUCACUCUUCUGUGGAGCCUAACUUCCUGAAACAAAUUAUGAAAUUCAAAGGGGAUAUGGAAGACAUGAAGACGGAAACUAGCAUUAGAGAUGAAUUAUAUAAUAUUAUUUUAAGGGAGUUGAUUUCUGAGCAUAAAUGCAUCGUGGAGGAUAUGCGGAUUGAGACCAUUUCUCUGCAAGAGAUUGGCUCUGUUAUAAUUAAAGGAGUUGCUUGGGACGCGACUUCUACUAUAAAUUUUGUUAUAUCAAAAUAUUGUACAGAAAAGGCUUCUCUUGAAACCAAAAUUUUUGAAAAAGAUAAGGCAUUAAAAUUUGAAAUUGAAGAGAACAAGAAGUUGAAGCAGAAGAUAGCAUCAUUAUCAUCAGUGAUGAAGGAAAAGGAAAAAUUAGCAAUAGAGACUGGAUCCACACUGAUGCAGCAAAAGGAGCAGCUUGACCUAGUUCACCAGGAACUUGGUUUGUUUAGAGACCAGGUACGUAGGCAAGAGAUAUUGAUAUCAGAUUUCAAGGUGGAAUCAUAUUCAAUGAAGAGUAGGUUGAAUGAGGCUAUGCAGCAAAUUCAUCAAUAUGAGUUGGAGAUAAACAAACUAAAUGAAAAAUUGGAGAGUGCAAUAGAUGUCUUGGAGGAAGAAAGAAAGCAGAAGGCCAUGCUUCAUCAUAUAAUUGAGGAGAAGCAAAAGUCACUAUCACUAUCUGACACAAAGGGUGGAGAGCAAGCAAAGCAGUUGGAUCACAUUAUUGUCACUGCAAUGGAGUUAUCAAAAGUGGCUGUAGACUUUGAAAGCAGAUCUGCAGAGAAAAUCAAAAGAACUGAGUCUAGGUUAAAUAUGCUGAGUCAUCAGUUCGAGUCACUAGUGAAACAGGCUGUCCUUCUAAAGAAAAAGGAAUUCUGGUACAAACAAAUUCUUGAAAUCAGAUGUUCUAACCUCCAAAAGGCGGAAGCUGAGGUUGAUCUUCUAGGAGAUGAGGUUGAUGCUCUUCUGGGUCUUCUGGGAAAGAUUUAUGUAGCACUUGAUCAUUACUCUCCAGUGUUACAACAUUAUCCUGGAGUGAUGGAGAUUCUAAACUUGGUUCAAAGAGAAUUAAAAGGAGAAGAUAUUUAGAAUAGUUGAUCUAUUGCUGUGCCAGGUUUAGCCAGGUCCCAUGUAUUUUCCAGCAAGCAUACGAUGCAAUGUACAUUUUCUUGCAGGCAUCUGUCGAUGGCCUUUUUUUGUUUGUGUUAAAUAGCUCAAGGAAGCAGUCAUUGCUGUGUCAUGGGAUCAGACCUGUCAACAACCAACCCAACCUAUUCUCAGUGCCCUGAGAGCUGUAUGCUCAGGCAGAUGCUUCAGCCCUUUAUGAGUGGGUUUUGGCAUUGGCUUCACCAUCGUUUGUUGACCAACUGCAACUAAAGUUUGGAGAAAAGAGCUGUCGGUUGCUUUCCAUCUCACCGUAGAAUGAUGGAUAUUAUGCAGCACAAGCUCAACUAUGUAUGAUGUAAAUGCUGGUGUUUGUUCUCUUUUUGCAGUAAAUUACUCAUUUAUUUACACGAAUAGCUUGUGGCAUUGUAAGCCAUUUGGGGGCUUUCUGAAUAUGGAAACAAAAUUCAGGCAUGGUCCCUGGCUGAGCCGUAUCUUGUAUGUUGUUCUCAUUUAGCCAUGGAUUGAGAAGAUCUAGUUGCAAGACUAUUUAUGCGUAAUAUGAUAUAAAUUUAGUUUUAGCCGUACAGAUGGAGGCCACAUAUUAAA
Messenger RNA from Elaeis guineensis (African oil palm), 3480 nucleotides. RefSeq names its product WPP domain-associated protein. The record is from RefSeq and is a predicted model, not a curated record. Lineage: Eukaryota; Viridiplantae; Streptophyta; Magnoliopsida; Arecales; Arecaceae.